UGGGGCCUGCGGUGGGAGGGAGGAAAAGGAAGGCGGAGAGAACAUGCUAGGUUCUGAGACCAGCCGCGAGGGUCGCCUUGAGAGACCGUUUCUGAGGUGGGGGCCUGACCGUGUGGACAGCGAAGGAGGGCAGGAAAUCUGAAAUCCCCAACACUUCCUCCCUCGGGGGAAUUUGAUCCCCCAUGGCCACCGCUAACAGCAUCAUUGUGCUGGAUGAUGAUGAUGAAGAUGAAGCAGCUGCUCAGCCAGGGCCCUCCCACCCACCCCUGAGUCCUGGCUCACCUCAGGCAGAAGCCCUUGGCUCACCGCAGGCAGAAGCCCCUGGUUCUUCUGAGCCCCUUGGAGCUGAAGGAAAUAGUAGUUCUGGCGGCAAGAAAUGCUACAAGUUGGAGAAUGAGAAGCUGUUUGAAGAGUUCCUUGAACUGUGUAAGACGCAGACAGCAGACCACCCUGAGGUGGUCCAAUUCCUCUCUAACCGGCAGCAGCGGGCCCAGUCUCUGUUUUUGGCCUCAGCAGAGUUCUGCAACAUCCUUUCCCGGGUCCUCUCCCGGGCCAGGAGUCGGCCAGCUAAGUUGUAUGUGUAUAUCAAUGAACUCUGCACUGUUCUUAAGGCCCAUUCUGCCAAGAAGAAGCUGAACCUGGCCCCUCUUGCUACCACUUCCAGUGAGCCCUUUGAGAAUAACCCUCCCACAGACUCCUCAAACCUCACACAUGCUGAAGCCUCUGCCUCUGAGGCCCCAAGGACCCGUGGUUCCCGACGGCAGAUCCAGCGCUUGGAGCAGUUGCUGGCACUCUAUGUGGCAGAGAUCAAGCGGCUACAGGAAAAGGAGUUGGAUCUGUCAGAAUUGGAUGAUCCAGACUCCACAUACCUGCAAGAGGCCAGAUUGAAGCGGAAGCUUAUCCGCCUCUUUGGCCGCCUGUGUGAGCUGAAAGACUGCUCUUCUCUGACUGGCCGUGUCAUUGAGCAGCGAAUACCUUACCGGGGCACCCGCUAUCCAGAGGUUAAUAGGCGCAUCGAACGGCUCAUCAACAAGCCAGGGCUUGAUACUUUCCCUGACUAUAGAGAUGUGCUUCGAGCAGUAGAGAAGGCAGCUGCUCGGCACAGCCUUGGCCUUCCUCGACAGCAGCUUCAGCUCUUGGCUCAGGAUGCCUUCCGUGAUGUUGGUGUUAGGUUACAAGAGCGCCGCCACCUUGAUCUCAUCUACAACUUUGGCUGUCACCUCACAGAUGACUAUAGGCCAGGUAUUGACCCAGCACUUUCAGAUCCUGCUUUGGCCAGGCGCCUUCGAGAAAACCGAAACUUAGCAAUGAGCCGACUGGAUGAAGUCAUCUCCAAAUAUGCAGUGAUGCAAGACAAAAGUGAGGAGGGGGAGAGACAGAAGCGAAGAGCUCGGCUUUCCCAAGGCACUUCCUCCCAAUCUCCAGACUCCCCCAAAGCCUCCUUGGAUUCUGGUGAGGGCCCUAGUGGAAUGGCAUCCCAAGAAUGCCCGCCUACCUCCAAGGCUGACACUGAUGAUGAGGAAGAUGAAGAAAGUGAUGAGGAGGAAGAAGAGGAAGAAGAGGAAGAGGAAGAAGCCACAGAUUCCGAAGACGAGGAUGAUCUAGAACAGAUACAGGAAUGUCAGGAAGAUGAAGAGGAGGAGGAAGAGGAAGAAGAAGAGGAGGAAGAAGAAGAGGAGGAGGAGGAAAGAGGAGGUAAUAGUAGAAACAAAAGCCCAAUGUCACCAUCACAGACCUCCACUGAAAACGUGGAGCCCAGCAAAGAGAACAACAGGUCUUCGGAAGAACUGCAAAAUAAAGAACUCACAGCGUCACCGGCUUCACUGUUGGAAGAACCCCUGAAUCCUUCCAGCAUAGAUGCUGAAAGCAGUGGAGAACAGUAUGAAAAGCUUCCCCUAGAGGAAGAGAGUCCUAAGUCUCAGCUCUUUGAGUUAGAAAUUGAAACUUUACCAGUGGAUACUACCCCCUCCCCUGAGGAAAAGGAUAUUUCCUCUUCUGGAAAGCAAUCAGAGGAUGUCCUCAGUACUGUUUUGGAGAAUGGGGCAGCCAUGGUCUCCUCCACAUCCUUCAAUGGAGGUGUCUCUCCUCAUGCUUGGGGAGAUUCCAGUCCUCCCUGCAAGAAAUCUCGCAAGGAGAAGCCAACAGGAAUAGGACCAUUAAAAACCAGCUGUGUGGAAGAGCAAAAGGCAUUACAGGAGAAGAAUGGGAAGAAGACAGUAUGUACCCUGUCUAGUCCACCUUCCCCCUUGGCUUCUAUGGUUCCAGUUGCUGAUUCCUCUACAAGGGUGGACUCUCCUAGCCAUGGCCUGGUGACCAGCUCCCUCUGCAGCCCUUUUCCAGCCCAGAUGUCCCAAGUUCCCCAAUCACAAGCUCUUCAACCCAGUUCUUAUAAGAUGAGUGUGGCCACACAGUGUGAUCCAGAAGAAAUCAUCGUGCUCUCAGACUCUGAUUAGUUCCCUCCCACUCUCCCUGCCUUCCAGAAUGAUUUGGAUAGCAUUUGGAGGAUGGUGGAAAGCAAAUAAAUUUGAGGAAGGGAUGGACUGAUCUAAUUCUUUUUUGGUGGUUUCUUUAAAAAAUCAAAAGCUUAAGCUUAAGUUUUACACAGAAACAAUAAAUAAUAAAACUUUUUCUUAUUGUA
Messenger RNA from Dipodomys spectabilis (banner-tailed kangaroo rat), 2638 nucleotides. RefSeq names its product death domain associated protein (gene Daxx). Gene Ontology annotation, molecular function: histone binding. The transcript is spliced from 8 exons. The record is from RefSeq and is a predicted model, not a curated record. The coding region runs from base 183 to 2453 and encodes 756 amino acids. Lineage: Eukaryota; Metazoa; Chordata; Mammalia; Rodentia; Heteromyidae.